UAAUUGAUAAUAAAUAGCGAUAGAAGUGCUUGCGAACGGCUGCGAAAAUGUCCCACUUUAGCAGCACACGCGUCAGCUCCUUCAACGAAUGCUUCCUUAACGAGAAUGAGCAGGACCCGAAUGCCGUGCUCAUGGAGCUCGACAAGGGACUACGCAGCGCCAAGCAGGGCAUUCAAUGCGAGUCCAUUGUACGCUUUCCGCGCCUCUUCGAGAAGUAUCCAUUUCCCAUUCUGAUAAACUCGUCGUUCAUCAAGUUGGCGGAGUUCUUCGUUAGUGGCUCAAAUCUGUUGCGCUUCUGGGUGCUCCGCGUCUGCCAGCAAAGCGAGAACCACCUGGACAAGAUCCUCAACAUCGACAACUUUGUGCGCCGCAUAUUUAUGGUGAUGCACUCGAACGAUCCGGUGGCACGUGCCCUGCUCCUGCGCACCCUGGGCGCCGUCUCCCGCGUGAUCCCCGAGAAGCAGCAAGUGCACCAUGCCAUACGUCGUGCGCUCGACAGCCACGACACCGUCGAGGUGGAGGCUGCCAUCUAUGCCAGCAGCUGUUUUGCCGCCCAGUCCAGCUCCUUCGCCAUCAGCAUGUGCGCCAAGAUCUCGGACAUGAUCGAGUCGCUGCAGGUGCCAGUGCCCAUGAAGCUGCUGCUCAUCCCAGUGCUGCGGCACAUGCACCACGAUGCCAAUACGGCCGCACUGGUCAACAAACUCUGCAUGGAUCUGCUGCCCAAGUAUCCGGCGCAGAGUUUUGUGGUGGCCAUCAUCGAUACCCUUACACAACUGUCCGCCCGCACCCUGGUUGGCGUGCCCGGCCAGCUCGAGGUGUUGCUGGACUUUAUGCAGGACUUGCGGACGCCGGUUCGCAUCCAGGUGCUGCGCUCCUUCAACGAACUGGCCGGCAAAAAGAGUGUCCACGCCUGGCCCAAGCCUGCCCUGGCAGCGCUGAUUGGCAAAUUCGAUGCCUGCAUCAACUCCCACGAGCAAUUUCUCUUCCUGUCGAUUCUCGCCAAGUUGAGCGAGUGUCCGCUCACGUGCCAGCAGCUUAUGCGCGAGCACCGGGUCGCCCUGCUCCGACUCUGCAUUCAGAGCAUGAGCAAGCUGGACGACUACACGACGGCCACUCAGGCCAUGGCGGUGCUCUCGGUGCUGGCAGCCUUUGGCACACAGCAGGAGAGCCAAGUGGAUGAUAUCCUGCAUACUGUAAGUCUACACAUCGAAGGCCUGCUCCUCUGCACGGCCAGGCGAGCCGACUGCCUGCGUCACUUGCGACGUGUGCUGGCCUACGGCAUAAGGAUUAGCCAGGCAAAUGCCGAAUUUGGAGCUUCAUUCAUUGAGAUUGUUAGCAAUACGCUGGGUGACAAUGUCGUCUAUCCACAAGCCAAUGCGGAGCUCAUAUGCGAGGCUCUGGUGCGUCUCUGUGAGCAUUUCCAGCUGCGUAAAUAUGCAUUUACCACCUCCGAGGGCCUCGAGGAAGGAGACGAUAAUGCCAUGGACACCGACGAGCCCCCACCACCAAAGGUCAAUCCCAUGCUAGCCAGAAUGCCGAUAAUCCUGCACAAGCUGAACAAGCUGAUCGACUCGGAGGAUGCGGAAAAACACUUGAGAACAAUUGAAAUCCUCAGUGUCCUGGUAUUUCAGACCACCAUGGGCUGUUAUCUGCCCCUGAAGGUUGUGCAGUGCUUCGAGAAGUGCCUGGACAAGCUCAAUUGCUGGACAUUGUACAAGAUAGCACGGAGCGCGAGUCGCUAUGGGCAUCACUAUGUGGCCGCGCACAUUUACACGAGCAUUUCCGAGAUCGUGAUAAAUGACCAAAUGCACUACUUCCUGGUGACACUCUCGCAGGUCUCGCAGGCAGAGUGCAUCCUCAACUAUGGCCUAGACUACGCGCACAUGAGAGACAACUAUGCGCCUACAGCGGCGCCAGAGCCGUUGAUACCGCUGAUGAAGCGGCUGGAGGCAGCCUGUAAUCUUUACCAGAUGGCUCGGGUCAGUCUGCGGGCCUGUUCCUCGAUCCAGUAUGCGAUCUCCUUUCCGCAGGAGUACCUCAAGAUCCGAGCGCAGUUCCUGCAGACGCUGCACUUGGCGGUGACCGUAAAGAAUGCCCAGGUUAUUGUCCCGCCGCCGGCAAUUGCUGGCAGCUUGGCCCAGAACUCGCGGGACUAUUUGCAAAAGUUUGGACACGUCACAAAUCAGCUGCGCAAGCUGGUCAAGUCGUUGAAGGCCUGCGAGGAGACGCAUGCCCGUCUGUAUAAGUCGUCCUUUGAUGCGGACAACGUGACACUGGAGUUCCUGGAGGUGGCCGAGUUCCAGUGUGCGCUCUUUGCGCACAUCAUUGAGUCGAUUUGUUAUGCCACGCCGCCGGAGCCACCGGUCUUUUUGACCACCGGCGAGCACCCGGAGACGCGGUUCUUUGCCGCCAGCUGCAGGCGCAUGGAGCUGAUGCACAAGAACCUGCCCGAGGAGCUGCCCAACGCGAAGACCAUCAGCAACCGUCAUCUGGACGUGAUUGUUGCCCAAAUCGAGAUAAUUACCAAGACGCCACUCUGCCUGCCGCGUUAUUUCUUCCAGAUUCUACAGUCCACGCAGAUCAAGCUGUCGGUCAGUCCACAGCCACGCAGCGCCACCGAGCCCGUCAACGUUCAGUCGGGUAGUAAUCUGGUGAUCAAGGUGGAGGGCGUCCUGCAACAGGCUGGCUCCAAGCAGGUCAAGCACUUCCGGCGUGUCGAGUCCGUGCAGUUGAGUCUUACGUCCCAGCUGGUAACGCCGCCACCACGUUCCGGCAACGAGCUACAGAAGCCCGGUACCAGUGACACCGUCACACUCAAUCAGAUCGUUAAGCCGCAACGCGACUUUCUCUCCGGCAGCUUUCUGCUGCCCAUAUCGAGCGGUGGUCACUUCCAGGUGACGCUGGAAACGUUCGUCGUCGACGAGCAUGGUACUAUUUGGUGUACUGGCCCCAAAUCCUCUAUGAUGGUCCGUGUCCUAGAGGAUCCCUCAAAACCUGCAGCGCCAACGCCCAGCACUUCGCAGGCAGUGGGUCAGGCGAGGAGGUUUUAGAUGUACAAUUAGGUUGAAAUAUUUGAUAUAAUUAAAAAGCUUAAUGCUUGAAAACCCCUUGACUUGCGGUUAACAAUAAGUAUCCAAUUAUUUAUUCA
Drosophila obscura is the source of this 3148-nucleotide messenger RNA. RefSeq names its product integrator complex subunit 7 (gene INTS7). The record is from RefSeq and is a predicted model, not a curated record. Gene Ontology annotation, biological process: snRNA 3'-end processing. The coding region runs from base 48 to 3050 and encodes 1000 amino acids. NCBI's taxonomy places the organism in Eukaryota, Metazoa, Arthropoda, Insecta, Diptera, Drosophilidae. Gene Ontology annotation, cellular component: integrator complex. The transcript is spliced from 2 exons.